UUCACCCCGCUAUUACUUGGAAAUUUUCGUGAUUAGCAUCGACGUCGUGUUCAAUGUCUUGUAAAAUUGUUGGCUUUUCAGCCGUGGGAAAAGGCAUUUUUAAAAGUUCAACAUUGUUCACUCAACUUGCACGUACCAUGAGUCGAUUUGGCAGAGAAAGGGGCUACGAUACGAGUCGGUCUGACAGAAAAGGAAGUUAUGGUGGCGGAGGAGGAAGCCGAAGUGGUGGGUAUAGUGGAGGUCAUGGUGGUACAUAUGGUGGUAGUCGAAGUGGGGGUUAUGGUGGUGGUGGUGGAAGCUAUGGUGGUGGAGGAGGAUACUCAGGAGGUGGAGGAUACGGUGGUGGAAAGAAGGAAAAAUUCAACAGUCCUGGUUCAAAUCUUAGAAAACCCAAAUGGGACAUUAACAGUUUGCCACGAUUUGAGAAGAACUUCUAUCGAGAACAUCCUAAUGUACAGAACUUGAGCGAGGAUGAGGUUCAAGUGUAUAGGAAAUCCAAAGAAAUGACUCUUUCUGGUAGAAAUGUCCCAAGACCUGUUAGAACAUUCAGUGAAAUGACAUUUCCAGAUUAUCUAACAUCAGAACUUGCAAAGAUGGGUUUUACAGCGCCGACUGCUAUACAAGCACAAGGUUGGCCGAUGGCAAUGUCUGGUAGAGAUGUCGUUGGUAUCGCCCAAACAGGAUCAGGGAAAACACUCUCGUUUGUCUUACCUGGAAUAGUCCAUAUUAAUCAUCAGCCUUUGUUGCAACAUGGUGAUGGUCCCAUUAUGCUCGUGCUUUGCCCUACGCGAGAAUUAGCUCAACAGGUACAGGGUGUUGCUCAACAGUUUGGAAGAAGUUGCAAAGUACGUACGACAUGUGUCUACGGUGGAGCCCCUAAAGGACCGCAGAUACGAGAACUUGAAAGAGGAAGUGAAAUUGUCGUUGCAACACCCGGCCGGCUUAUUGACAUGUUAGAGGCUCGCAAGACUAACCUAAGACGUUGUACGUAUCUUGUUAUGGACGAGGCAGACAGGAUGUUGGACAUGGGUUUUGAACCACAAAUCAGAACUAUCAUCGAGCAGAUCCGACCCGACCGUCAAGUUCUCAUGUGGAGUGCCACGUGGCCAAAGGAAGUGCAGACAUUGGCUAAAGAUUUUCUUAAGGAUUACAUUCAAGUGAAUAUCGGUUCUCUUCAACUUAGUGCUAAUCACAAUAUUCUACAGAUUGUUGACGUUUGCCAGGAGUAUGAAAAGGAAGGAAAGCUGGCAAAACUUUUGGAAGAAAUAAUGGGCGAAAAAGAAAAUAAGACGAUCAUAUUCACGGAAACAAAACGAAAAGCGGAUGACCUAACGCGAAGUCUUCGACGAGAAGGAUGGCCAUGCAUGUGUAUACAUGGAGAUAAGUCUCAACCAGAACGUGAUUGGGUUUUGAAUGAAUUCCGCUCGGGAAAUGCACCCAUCUUGAUAGCAACUGACGUCGCCUCUCGUGGUUUGGAUGUAAACGAUAUCAAGUUUGUGAUAAACGUCGAUUAUCCAUCAUCGAGUGAGGAUUAUAUUCAUCGAAUUGGUCGCACGGCUCGCUCUACGAGGACUGGGACGGCCUACACUUUUUUCACGCAGGCGAACGCCAAGCAAGCGAAAGAUCUUGUUAAUGUUCUCAAAGAAGCUAAACAGCAAGUGAGCAGUAAACUUUUGGAGCUUGUGGAAAUUGCAAGUCAUUUCACUGGAAGAAGCCGGAGUCGUUAUAGAAAUGCCGAUAAGUCAUCCAGUGGUGCCGGGGGCUUUAAAUCCGGUGGAGGAAGUGGUGCGUAUAAGAGCAGUGGUGGAUACAAGAGUGGUGGUGGUGGAUAUCAUAAUAGUAGUAGCAGUGGUGGAUAUCACAGUGGCAGUGGUGGAUACAAUAGUGGUAGCAGUGGAUACAAUAAUAGUGGUAGUGGUGGAUAUGGUAGUACUGGUGGUGCAUAUAACAAAGGUGGUGGAAGCAGUACUCACAAUGGAUAUGGACAGAAUUCUCACUCAAGUAGUAACGGUAGUUACCACCAACAACAGGGUGGCUCACAACAAAGUAACUACCAACAGCAAGGUUAUGGUGGUUACCAACAGCCUCAAAGCUAUAGUGGUUAUCAACAACACCAGCCCCAAUCAACAGGAUAUCAAAAUACUGGUGGUUACAGCUAUGCACAGAGCUACCAGACAGGUUAUAAUGCCAGUGGCUAUCCAUCACAGUAACUCUAUUAUUUUUAAUUGGUUAAGGCUGUUAUAUUGUAAGUAAGUUAUUGACACUUGUUCUCUCCUAGUGUCUUACAUACACGAUUUUGUAGUGGACUUAAAACGAAGAUUUUUAGAUUUUGGCCUCGGUGCUUCAUAUGUACAAAUGCAUGAUUUAUGUUUUCGUCUAUAUACAUUGCAUGUGAUAUUCAUAUUCUGGUUUUACAUAGCAAUAAGAUCUACUUAAAAAAUGUCAUUUAUUCUUUAGUCGUUGAUUAAUAACACAGGAGCAGGCAAAGUUAAAUUCGUUUGCUUUGUUAUUUAAUUAAAAUAUCAAUCAAACCAUAAA
Molecule: messenger RNA, 2538 nt
Organism: Xenia sp. Carnegie-2017
Lineage: Eukaryota; Metazoa; Cnidaria; Anthozoa; Malacalcyonacea; Xeniidae
Product: ATP-dependent RNA helicase dbp2-like
Exons: 12
Coding region: 54-2210 (718 amino acids)
Cellular component (GO): nucleus; ribonucleoprotein complex; cytoplasm
Molecular function (GO): ATP binding; RNA binding; RNA helicase activity
Source: RefSeq, a predicted model, not a curated record